AUGCAAAAUAGAGAUAUACCAGACACCAGUCUAUUGUCCGGACCUGCUUAUAACAAUGACAACUURAACUAUGGUGCUCACCAYGCACGKCUGAUGUCACCAAACGGGUAUCGCGCAGAUGUGAAUGCUCUAAACGAUUCUUGGAUUUCAGUUGAUUUUAAAAGAGAAGUGGUUGUUACGGGCAUCGCUACACAAGGAUAUGGAAAUAUAACGGCCCAAGAAUGGGUCACGCAGUUUGUAUUGCUGUACUCCAAUGGUGGAGAUGUUUUGAAGCCAUUCCGUAACCUGGAAACUGAAUAUGCAAUAUUUUCAGGGAACAAAGACAGUAACACCGUCAACAAGAUUGACUUACUAUAUCCAGUAUUGGCUACAAACAUUUUGAUUUUACCACAACAGUGGCAUAAAAAUGUAGGACUAAGGCUUGAACUAUAUGGAUGUAAACCAGAUUUCUUCUUUACUUUGUAUCUUCUACUGCCGAAUAAAGAUUUUUCAAUGGAUUUAAGAAACAACCAAAGCUAUGAAUACCAGUUUAUAAGAGAAGAUGCUUUGGCUGAGAUAAAUGGAUAUCUAGGAGAUGUUCCUGGGGUUUUGAAAGUUUCUUUCAAAGAGUUUAGUCCACAGGAAAGUGUCACCACAGGGCACAUAGCAACACAAGUGGAGUUUGACAUACAUUGUGUUGAAUCGAGUAUGCAUUACUUGCUUACGAAGCUCAAGGAACGAGUUGAGGAGAGCGAUAUAYUUGAGCGAAACUACUUUAAGCUUAACUACCCAAAAAGCAGUGCCUGUCAAUCACCACAUCUGAAAAUAGCACCACUUCUCAACCACGCCUCAAAGAGAACGACCAUGUUAAGUCAGGCGACGGCURYUUUYCGAGUUUAUCUCAAGGAGAGCUGUAAAGCAGCAAGGCAGCUGAUCACAUGGAAAAUAGGAAUCGUCGCCARGGGGAGCGGGAGGAUAUCUCAUAUGUUACCAAUUUCAGUUAAUACACAUAAUGUAACGCUCAAUCUUCAGGAUUACAAAACGCGUUUAAUCCUGCUUCAGUGCACAAUGUAUAGAACUGYUGAAGGUACAGAAAGUUAUCAACAAGACUACAGAUUCAUAGAAAUCAUUAAUUCUAAUCUUACUGCAAGAAUCAAAGCCCCAGAAUUUGCUGUCCAUGGAGGAAGCAAUGUUAGUCUAGAUGGCACAAAGUCUGGAGCAGAUGGAGACCCCGUGUUUUUAAAAGAUCUUGCUUUGAAAUUUUCUUGGUUUUGUAAAUUUAGAAAAAGCAAAAAUUCCAAUUUUUACAGUGGAUGCUUUGGGAGAACAAUCUCUAAGCCAUUUUCCUAUGUAAGAAUGGUAAAUAUGGAUGUUAAUAAAUUGGAGGCUGGUCAAUAUUUUUUCACACUGGUGGUGAGUUCCGAUGAUGUUGAAGCCAAAGCUGAGCAUCGGAUGAAGGUUGAAACACACACAAGUUUAUCGAUAAGAUGUAUMUCAAAUUGCUUGUUAAAGAUAAACCCACAGAACAAGCAGGUUCUCCAGGCCAAAUGCAGCGGUAGAGGCUGUGGAAAUAUACGCAAAUAUGAAUGGAUAUUUUACCUAUAUAACAGCUCAAAAAAUGUUUGGAAAGUUCUUUCGCAGSAGUUGAMMAGAAGACCCAAAUUUCAAAACAAUGCUGAACUAUUUGUAAUCAAAAAUUUCACCCAAAGCAUUGGAUUUGUCAAUSUGAAGGACGAACAGUACAAACUAAAAGUYAUUGCACAUUUCAAUGAAUAUGUCCAGAUUUACACURAGGAURGAUUUAYAUUGAAUGCUGUACCAGAAAGUACAAAUAUGUCUGGCUGCAGCGUUAAUCCAGCGAGUGGAAGAGCAAUGGAUACUUAUUUUAGAAUAUCUUGCGAAAACUGGAAAGACAACGACUUGCCCUUGGGCUUCGAGUUCUCUUAUAUGAGUGAGUUUGGUCUUAUUUUGUUAUAUUCUGGAUAUUUCUCAACAUUUACGACCCAGCUUCUUCCUGGAAAUGGUUCAUUGGAUUUUAUCAUUGACAUUAUUAUAAAAGUAAGCGACAGAUAUGGAGCAUCUCAAACGAGCUUUGUUCCAGUAAAAGUUGUAAUACCUCCASAAGAUGAAGCAAAUUACAGAAUUUCGAGCAUCAAUGGCGAAUWUGAAGAGCUGUCCAGAAAAAGUGAUUCAAGUAGAAUUGCCGAUGUGUCCUUGUUUGCACUUUCUCUGAUGAAUUUCUACACUCAACCAACAAGCACAGAAAAUAAGGUUAAGAAYGAAAUUAUUAGCCAUGCGAGUGUCUUGAAUAUAACGUCCAUCGAUGUUUCGUCAAAAUGCGCUGCUCUUGUUAAGCCAUCCACAGAACAGCCUGGAAAGCUGACACAACUUGCACAGGAAAAUGCGUUGCUCGUAGUUGAGAAAGUGGCUAGUAYGAUGGCAAGAGAAGCUAACAGAGGAAUGGCGCCAGAAAUGACUGAAUUAUUUGCUGAGGGUCUGAUUGGUGGAUUGAGUAACAUUAUUGACCCUGUUUUUGAAGACCAGACAAGAUCCGCUGAUUUAGCAAGMGGAGUACAUGCCACAAUAGAAAAUAAGGACAAGCCUCAUCUCCGUCAAAUAUCCCAGCGAACAACUAGUAUAGCAACGCAAGUCGCAGAAACCUUAUCGAAGUCGACAAAASUUCGUGAUAAGCCUAAAAGAAUCGUGACAAAGAACAUAGCAAUCCACGUAGAAAAAGAUUUUUCUCAAUCAUUCGACAGAAAAGYUAUCAAGGAAAAGAAAAGUGUCAUUAUGUUACCUCCACUGAAAGAUGUUCUUUCGAAUACCGAUGGAACUGGAGAAGUAAUUGAUUUGGUGCUAAUUGAAUUUAAAAAGAAUCCGUUCACGUGGCAUCCAAGUUCAGAAGCCAUUCAAUCUGGAAUUAUAGAUCUCAGUUUGCAGGUCAAUGGAAAGCGAAUGAACGUAACUUCWUUGGAAAAUCCCUUAAGUCUAUAUCUUCCCAUUAAAGAAGGGRAASRMRAAARCCACCCWACGCUUCAACRCAARUUUUUCCUUACACCUGUCCAAACUAUCAAGGAGUUGAAUAGUACAGAUAAUAUGAACUAUCACAAAGUGAAUAUAUCCUCAAAGUAUUUGACGGUCAGCAUUCGUAUCGUUCCAGAAGAGGGGGCAAUUUUAGAAGUUUAUAUUCGGCCACGAAAAAAGCCUUCACCCAYAGACUACAGUUACUUCCAGAUCAUCCCAAAUUCUUUAUCCUGCAAAGACCGAAAUACCAAAUUGGUAAAUAUAAGUCAAUGUCAUAAAGACCCUUACACUAUUAGUUUUUCUGGCAACAUGACUGGAUCAUUGGGGUUGCACUACAUUGGGAUUCGUGCUUUGCCAAAACAAUUGAAAAGGUCAGCAACAAAGCGCAAGCAAAGAAAUGCUGAAAAUACACCAAAUCAUCAAGACGAGCAAAGAGCAAACAGUCCAAAUACUGGAGAUCAGAAAGGAACUUGUGUUGGAGUGAAGACUCCUGCAACAUCUCCUCCAAAAUUGUCGCGUCCAGUUUACAAGAACGAAACUGAUGUCACGUACACAUUAAAAACGUCCUUUUCGGCGUGUAUGUUUUGGUCUGAGAUAAGAAAUGCCUGGGAUACSACAGGUUGCAGGRUUGGCCCUGACACRAGUUCACGUCACGUGCACUGCUUAUGCCAUCAUAUGACCGCUUUUGGAGGGUCUUUUUUUGUGGCACCAAACCCCAUCGACUUUGACCAURUUUUUGCAGAGUUCAGUAGACUGGGUGAGACUGGUAACUAUGUUGUCUUGACAACAGUAACGCUCAUGUGGGCGAUGUAUUUCAUUGGGAUUGUACUUGCCAGAAGAGCUGACUUACAAGACAAGAAAAAAAUAAUAAAUUGCGUUAUCAACGGCACUAGUGAAAUAAGAUAUGGYCCAGUAAAGACUUACAAAAUAUCCAUACAAACUGGUUCAUGGCUUGGUUCAGGGACAACUGCAAGUGUAGCUUUGAUAUUGCAUGGAACUAAAGAUUCUGUUCCUGUGUAUUUGAAUAACGAUGAUCCUUCAAAGAAGCUWUUUGCAAGGGGCAGCGUAAAUACCUACUGGUUAUCAAUAUCAGAAGAUUUAGGCGAGAUCUUUAAAAUCAAGUUAUGGCACAACAAUUCUGGAAAAAAUCCCUCGUGGUUUGUUUAUGAUAUUAUGGUCGAGGAGGAAUCCAGCUCAGGAAAAUGGUAUUWCCUSGUCAACAAAUGGCUUGCUCUAGACAAAAAUGGUGUUAUAACAGAUGUGAUGCUAACAGAAGAAAAGGAGGAAAUGAAACUUAAGAAYAGGUUCUACUCSCGYGCWGCAAUAGAGUACUCGAAUUCUCAYUUAUGGCUUUCUUUAUUUACUAAGAGUGUACACAGUCCUUUUACACGCUGCCAGAGACUCUCUUGCUGUUUUCUUGUGCUGACUUCUACAAUGGUAACCAAUGCAAUGUUCUAUGAAUUUACAUCUGACACAACGGAAUCGUUUAUGAUUGGUCCAUUUAAAAUCACUCUUAGAAGUAUAAAAACAGGGAUUCAAAGCGCUCUGAUUACUUUACCAAUCAACGUUUUUGUUGCAUUCGUCUUUGAAAAGGUUAAGCCUAAACGUACAAUUGACGAAAGAGGUUUGGUGACACAAGAAGAACAUUCUCAAGGCUUUAUCCCAAGGUUUUUCAUCCCUAUAGCCUGGUUUCUUUGCAUAGCAGGGAUCGCCYUGUCCUCUGUAUUCACUGUGUUCUACAGCCUAAUGUGGGGAGCCACGAUAUCCAAUCAAUGGCUUGCUUCCACCAUGAUAUCCUUCACUCAAGACGUCUUCGUUAAUGAACCAAUCCAAAUCGUCGUUAUAGUUUCCCUCUUGGCAAUGAUCAUCAAAAGGCCAGUUGACAGUCGGGAAGAUGUCACGGUAUCUGUAAAGCGUGACAUUCUUGAAUGUCACGCCAUUGAGAUUCCACUGGAAAAGAAAUUGUCCAAAGCACGUGAUCUAGAAGUAGCAAGAACGACUUUAAAGAAAUUURUAACGGAGAUYAUACUUUACAUGGUCUUUGUUAGCCUGGUGUUUAUUGUGUGCUAUGGGAAUAUCAGCAUUGAGCGAUUUCGUCAAAAUUCAUCAAUCAGAUCGGCUGGUAAAGAUUUUAAGGAGGUAAACGAUGCCAAAUCAUUUUGGGCGUGGCUCCAAACAGACACAGUGCMCUUCUUGUUUAAUAACACGUGGUAUAACGGAAUGACGUUCAAAGGUCCUCAAGGUUACAUCRGUARUAAGGAGAUGUUUCUAAUAGGAAUGCCUCGAAUCAGACAAUUACGUGUAAAGUCAGAUAUUUCAUGUUUGGAAAGAACACCAAGACAACUGCAGCAUUUUUUCACAUCCUGCCUUCAAGAGUACAAUAUAUUAACAGAGGACAAAACCCAGUACAGCCUUCCAGGUUGGCAGCGUCCUCCAAUCAGCAUCGAUGUCAAUUCUUCCAAGGAAUUCAUCGACAAUUAUUGCCCAAAACCUUGGAGGUACUCUAGUUUUAAAUCUAUCCAGACAYUGCCAUAUAUGGGAGAUAAUGUUUUAUAUGGAGGGGGAGGCUUCGUUGCUGAUUUGGGCUACAGUAUUACAACGGCACAAAGCGUUGCAAGUAACUUAAAKRAAAAUAAUUGGAUYGAUGACAGCACAGCAGCAGUGUUYGUUGAGUUYACUGUAUUCAGUCCAACUACAAUGCUGUUCAGYUCUGUAAAGCUACUAUUUGAGAGAUUUCCCUACGGAGCAACGACCRCUUCAUUGCGUAUCAACACUUUUAAUGUUUAUCCAACAACCAAUAAAACAUUCCUACARCUUUGCCAGUUCUUUUUAAUUGUAAUGAUCGUCAUUACUAUUGGAAUGGAAAUAACACGACUGCUCAUGCAAAAGGCUCAGUAUUUCAAGGAUAUCUGGAACAUAGUGCAAUGGCUACAGAUAGGAACCGUGGUUGCAUCYAUUGUGAUGGCCUAUUUCAAGGAAAGCUACACAUCAGAUUUCUUAACGCGAGUAAAAGAGAAUCCUUUCCAGACUUCAAGUACCGAUUACAUAGUCUUGUGGUCUGAUCUCGAGACAUUKUUACUAUCAUUUGUCAUYUUUAUAMUGACWAUUAAACUUUUACGAAUCAUGAGGUUCAACAACUUCGUCCGUAAACUGAUAAGAAGUAUAAAAGAAACUAAAAAGAUGUUUGGUCCCUUGUGUGCUAUUUUCACGAUUGUGGUAUCAGGAUCAUCCUUCAUGGCUAAUAUACUAUUUGUGGAAACUUCCUAUGACUACUCGACUUUAGGAAGGACAGUURUAAUGCUAAUCCACCCUUUGGCUUCAGGAGAUCCACUACAGGAUACUAAUACUGCUCAAUCAUCUAACAGCCUUCUUGGUGCAAUAUUUACUAUCCUGUAUCCCAUGCUAUGGGUAAUAGUUUUAAGCAUCUUCAUAUCUGUUAUCAUGAACAGUUGGAAGUCUUUUCCUCUUGACAAAAGAAACAACCKURUCCAGCCACUAAAUGCUCUUCAAAAAYGUGUUAAGAAAGUCUGUCGAAGGAUUAAAGGCGAAAGGAAGAAAAAKAUCAACUUGGGUGSCAGUUUUGGAGCUWCGAAGCAUUCUGGGGUCAUAGAUACGAGGCUUCGUUGCAGAGAUAAUGAUAAAGUGCAUGUGCAAAGCAUGGCUUUGUGUGAUAGAUUCAUUUUGGGUGGUAAGAAGUUUGGACCUUCUGAGGUCAUAGAUACGAAGUUUCAUUGCAAAGACAAUGAUAAAACGCAUAAGCAAAGUGUGGUCUUGUGCGAUAGAUUCGARGCCAGUUCACAGCUGUGGCUAGAAACACAAGUAUGA
This is a messenger RNA of Exaiptasia diaphana, 6828 nucleotides long. RefSeq lists its product as uncharacterized. Gene Ontology annotation, biological process: detection of mechanical stimulus. Gene Ontology annotation, molecular function: protein binding; calcium channel activity. The transcript is spliced from 18 exons. The record is from RefSeq and is a predicted model, not a curated record. NCBI's taxonomy places the organism in Eukaryota, Metazoa, Cnidaria, Anthozoa, Actiniaria, Aiptasiidae. Gene Ontology annotation, cellular component: membrane. The coding region runs from base 1 to 6828 and encodes 2275 amino acids.